Rangifer tarandus platyrhynchus (Svalbard reindeer) is the source of this 795-nucleotide messenger RNA. Lineage: Eukaryota; Metazoa; Chordata; Mammalia; Artiodactyla; Cervidae. The record is from the annotation of a GenBank genome assembly.
AUGUUCGUCCCCUCCGGGGACUCGGUCCCCGACCUCGCGGGGUGCACCCUCCUAAUGCCAGCAGUAUCUGUUGGAAAUGUUGGCCAGCUUGCAAUAGAUCUGAUUAUUUCCACACUGAAUAUGCAUAAGAUUGGUUACUUCUAUACUGACUGUCUUGUGCCAAUGGUUGGAAACAAUCCAUAUGCAACUGCAGAAGAGAAUUCAGCGGAGCUCAGUAUAAAUGCUGAAGUGUAUGCAUUGCCUUCAAAGAAACUAGUGGCUCUUCAGUUAAGAUCCAUUUUUAUUAAGUAUAAGUCAAAGUCAUUCUGUGAAAAACUGCUUUCCUGGGUGAAAUGCAGCGGCUGCGCAAAAGUGGUGGUUCUUUCUAGCAGCCACUCGUAUCACCGCAAUGACCUCCAGCUGCGCAGUACCCCCUUCAGGUACCUUCUUACACCUUCCAUGCAAAAAAGUGUUCAGAAUAAAAUACAGAGCCUCAACUGGGAAGAAAUGGAAAAAACCCCAUGCAUUCCUGAAAUAGAUGAUUCUGAGUUUUGUGUCCGUGUCCCUGGAGGAGGGAUCACAAAGAUGCUCUAUGACGAAGGCUGUUCUAAAGAAAUCCCAAUUGCGAUUCUGCUGAAGUUCGUUUCAGAGGGAGACAAUAUCCCAGAUGCUCUGGGUCUGGUUGAAUAUCUUAAUGAAUGGCUUCAGAUAAUCAAACCACAUUGUGAGGACCCCACAGCAUCUUCCCUGCCCUGGAAAAUGCCGAGUUCCUGGAGGUUACUCUUUGGCAGUGGUCUUCCCCCUGCGCUCUUCUGA